GCUGCUGCAAGUCCUAGUUAAUAUAAAUUUAUUAACUAAACGCAGUAUUAAAAAAUAAUCGAAAGAGGAGUCCGUUAAAGAAUCUCAAUUCUGGAAGAGAUUUGCAGUCAUUGCUCCGAAGCUUUGCGGUUUCCGGCCGUAAGAUGACGACGCACUUCACUAAUGUGCUGCGGCAGGCUUUCAAAACCUUUGACAGGGCGAAUCACGCUAGCUUCAAUGCGAAUUUGCAGCAUCUGCGACAACUGACGGAUGAGCUGACCUACCGGGACUUGCACCUGCGCGAGGAAUUAUUCCGAAACAUGGCCGGCCAUCGAGCGCCCUGCAGCUACAUGCAUAUUUUCGAGGACGACCGCUUCUCCAUGAGUUUGUUCAUUGUGCGCGGAGCGAGUGCGAUUCCCCUGCACGACCAUCCCAUGAUGUUUGGCCUGUUGCGCUGUAUUUGGGGUCAGUUGAGAGUAGACAGUUUUUCGCAACAGAUAGCUCCGGAUGAGCCGCUGACCUAUGACUCGCAGCCCUCGGUGGUGACGGUAAAUGUGGAGGAACCAUGCUUGGUAACGCCAAAUAGUCCAUGUGCCACAUUAACACCACGGAAGAGAAACUACCAUCAGAUUGCCCAGGCUGGCAAUGGCGUUGCCGCCUUUUUCGACAUCCUUAGUCCACCGUACGAUGCGGAUAUGCCCACAUACGGACCGCGUCAGUGUCGCUUCUAUCGCGCCAAAGCUGUGGAAGGUGGCCAGGUGCAACUGCACUGCAUCCCAUCGCCGGAUUCGUACUACUGCGACGUGGUGGACACGCCGGAGUCCGUAGCACAGGCCGCCUUUCAGUGCGCCGACGAGGUCUACGCCGAAAAUGCCAGCGGGACGCAGUAAAUCGAUGUCCCAGGUCCCUGCUGCUAGCUGCCCCUAUUUAUUCGCCCAUCACCACCCAUUGGCUGCUGUGGUAUCAGCCAAGUAUCUUCUGUGUUAUUUAAAUAAAAUUGCCUCUUUUUUU
This is a messenger RNA of Drosophila ficusphila, 990 nucleotides long. Its product is annotated as 2-aminoethanethiol dioxygenase. The record is from RefSeq and is a predicted model, not a curated record. Gene Ontology annotation, molecular function: oxidoreductase activity, acting on single donors with incorporation of molecular oxygen, incorporation of two atoms of oxygen. The transcript is spliced from 2 exons. Lineage: Eukaryota; Metazoa; Arthropoda; Insecta; Diptera; Drosophilidae. Gene Ontology annotation, cellular component: mitochondrion. Bases 144 to 869 code for a protein of 241 amino acids.